Molecule: messenger RNA, 451 nt
Organism: Impatiens glandulifera
Lineage: Eukaryota; Viridiplantae; Streptophyta; Magnoliopsida; Ericales; Balsaminaceae
Exons: 3
Coding region: 1-426 (141 amino acids)
Source: RefSeq, a predicted model, not a curated record
AUGUCGUCAAAUCUUCAAACCGCUGCUUUCGCCUACACGGUGGUUUACGUUAAAGAUGUCGCCAAAUCCGUCACUUUCUACGCCAACGCCUUUGGUUAUGCCGUUCGUAGGUUGGACGACAACAAUAAAUGGGGUGAGCUUGAGAGUGGUCAGACUACCAUAGCUUUCACUCCUAUCCAUCAAAGAGAAACCGAUGAUCGGACCGGGGAGGUUCAGUUGCCUCAUAGCCAAAGAGAAAGAAACCCAGUUGAGGUUUGCUUCGAUUAUCCAGAUGUAGAUCUUGCUUAUAAGAGGGCAGUGGAUAAUGGAGCUUUGCCGGUAAGUGCACCGGAGGAGAAGCCAUGGGGACAGAAAGUUGGUUAUGUUCGAGAUAUUGAUGGAAUUGUGGUUAGAAUGGGAAGCUAUGUUGGAAGAGCAAUAUCAUGAUUGGAGUAAAUUAGAGUGCAUAUUG